Messenger RNA from Sphaeramia orbicularis (orbiculate cardinalfish), 794 nucleotides. RefSeq names its product dual specificity phosphatase 19a (gene dusp19a). Gene Ontology annotation, cellular component: cytoplasm. The transcript has 5 exons. Gene Ontology annotation, biological process: protein dephosphorylation; regulation of MAP kinase activity. The record is from RefSeq and is a predicted model, not a curated record. Lineage: Eukaryota; Metazoa; Chordata; Actinopteri; Kurtiformes; Apogonidae. The coding region runs from base 77 to 712 and encodes 211 amino acids. Gene Ontology annotation, molecular function: JUN kinase phosphatase activity.
UUUCUUAAAGUGGACUGAAGACCAGCAGCUGAGCCUGACGAGUCCUGAUCCGAUCUGGUCCAUCUGAACCACAGUCAUGCACUCCCUGGCCGAGGAGAUACAGAGUUUUUCUCGGACUCGCCUGAAGAAGCAGUGCACACGUGUGACAUCACUGAGCGGCCGCCGCAUCAUCGAGACCUGGAAGGGGUCCACGAUCACGGUGGUGGAUGACCCCGCCCCGCAAGAGAGGACGCUGGGAUACGUCCCUGACACCUCCUGGGAUGUGCAGAUCGGCAUCGUGAAGCCGUACCUGCUGCUCGGUUCACAAGAUGCUGCACAUGACUUCGGUACUUUGAGAAAACACAAGGUUUCUCACAUCCUGAACGUGGCCUUCGGAGUGGAGAAUGUUUUCCCUGAUCUGUUCAUCUAUAAAACCGUCAGCAUCCAGGAUCAUCCAGACACUGAUCUGCUGCCUUACAUCCAGGACUGUUGUGAUUUCAUCAAGCAAGUUCACAAAGAGAAAGGCGUGGUUCUGGUUCACUGCAACGCCGGUGUGUCACGGGCACCCGCCGUGGUGAUGGGCUACCUGAUGUCAUGCGACGGCCACUCCUUUGACUCUGCCCUCUCAUUGGUCCAAUCGGUUCGUCCCUCCUCUUCUCCGAACCCCGGCUUCUUGGAGCAGCUGAGGAACUACAAAACGACCACGACGAUGAACGGAUCCACCAAACACUAGAGGUCUAGACCAGGACCAGAUGAUGCAGGUUUACCUCCAACAAGAACUGGAACAGGGCUUUGAUUGGAUGAUAUUUUUACUG